Anthostomella pinea is the source of this 681-nucleotide messenger RNA. The record is from the annotation of a GenBank genome assembly. NCBI's taxonomy places the organism in Eukaryota, Fungi, Ascomycota, Sordariomycetes, Xylariales, Xylariaceae.
AUGUUCAGCCGUAUCUGGAGCCGCACCAGCCGGUCAUCAACCAGGCUCCCGGCAGCUUGGAGAACCCCUGCAACGCGAAGCCCUCACGCGUUCUUCACCCCGCGUCUCGCGCCGUCGGCAGCAGCAAACGGGGGCGGUCGCUCAGGCUGGCGGGACGGAAGAACGAAGACGCUCCGCGCCAGCGCCGUCUACCCCGCCAUCGUCGUGUCGCUCGGCGCCAUCUUCUUCACCGACUACGCCUGGCCCAUAUACGCCGAAACGAAGGACGAGACCGGGAAGCGCCGCAUCGAGCGCGUCCUAUGGGCUCUGCAGUCCUCCAAGACCGGCAGCCGCUAUCGCGAGAUGCUCUGGGGCACGGCCCAGGAGCUCCUGAGCGAAUAUUUCGGCGGCCUGGAGACCUCUACGUCGCCUGCUCGGAUGUGGACUUCCCCGGUCUGCCGGACAGCGCUCGAGAGUGCCAUGAGGAAAAGCAUGGAGAGGGUGCCCACCCACCGCGCCGUGGGCUGCAUCCUGUACGAGACAGGGUCGCUCGUUCUGUACUAUGACGGCACGCGUUUCAUGGUCAUCAAAUUGAUGGAGCAUUUCCUGAUAGAAACAUUGACGGGCAUGAAAACCAUGGCGGACGCAAAGCGCCAGCAACAGAAUCCCCAGGGACGCAAACUGUUUCGGCUCUUCCAGUAG